Molecule: messenger RNA, 780 nt
Organism: Cornus florida
Lineage: Eukaryota; Viridiplantae; Streptophyta; Magnoliopsida; Cornales; Cornaceae
Product: MATH domain and coiled-coil domain-containing protein At3g58410-like
Exons: 7
Coding region: 1-780 (259 amino acids)
Molecular function (GO): protein binding
Source: RefSeq, a predicted model, not a curated record
AUGUCAUCUAACAUAAUUGACGCAGUUGAGCUUAAAAGAACAUUGCGUGAUGUCCACCCAUCACAUUACAUCUUCAAGAUACAGUCUUUCUCUAUGCUUCUGAAAAAUAUUGGAAAUUACGAAUCAGAAGUUUUUGAAGCUGGCGGCUAUAAAUGGAAAUUGUCUUUCUAUCCAAAUGGGAAUAAGAAAAGAAAGGGGAAAGAUCAGUACAUUUCACUAUACCUCGCAGUAUCCGACACAGCUAAUCUUCCUUCUGAUUGGGAGAUCAUUGCGAACUUUAAAUUAUUCGUCUUUGAUCAUUUACGUGACAAGUACUUAACUAUCGAAGAUGCUGAACCAGUGAGGCGUUUCCAUGGGAAUAAGACAGAAUGGGGUUUUGAGAAAUUUCUCUCUCUCAAGAAGUUCCAAAAUCCUUCAAACGGGUACCUCAUCAAUGACACCUGUGUAUUUGGCGCAGAGGUUGACAAAUUUUUAGAUUUAAUUGAAGAAUAUCUACGCUCCGACGAGUUUAAGAUUGGAGGGCGGAGCUGGAAGCUCUCUCUCUAUCCCAAAGGAAAUUGGAAGUCAAAAGGCAAAAGCCUAUCUCUGUAUCUGAACCUAGUUGAUUCUGAAAAACUGAUUCCAAGCUGGGGAUUCAUAAGCUUCAUGCAUCUAAGUAAUCUCUUUGACAAAUCAAAGGGCUUCAAGGUGAAAGAUACUAUAAUUAUUGAGGUAGAAAUUGUAACGUUGUCCGAGACUAAUUCCAUUAUGUCUUCGAAGGAGAAGAAACAAGACAAGUAG